AUGCUGAAGUUUAGAACAGAGGGUUACAACGGCUACUCCGUCAAAUACUCCCCGUUCUUCGACGAUCGGAUAGCGGUCGCGACCUCAGCAAACUUCGGGCUUGUUGGGAAUGGCAAGUUAUUUAUACUUGGUUUGACUCCACAAGGAAUCAGAGCGCAAAAGACAUUCGACACACAAGACGGUCUGUUCGAUAUUGCAUGGUCGGAAUCGCAUGAAAACCACAUCCUCACCUCAUCUGGUGACGGCUCCUUGAAGCUGUACGACAUCACUCUCAGUGACUUCCCAAUUCUCACUUUCCACGAACAUACUCGAGAAGUCUUCUCAACCCACUACAACCUAAUCGAGAAAUCCACUUUCCUUUCGACAUCAUGGGACGGUACAAUCAAAGUAUGGGAACCACAGCGAACAACGAGUCUGUGGACAGGCGAACAUGGGGGUUGUGUAUAUCAAGCAGCGUGGAGUCCACAUCAUCCGAGUAUACUGGCAAGUGUUAGUGGAGAAGGCUCAUUAAAGACAUGGGAUCCGAGAACGGGACAGCAAGCAGCGAUGACAAUACCGGCACAUCAGGGAGAAAUCUUGAGCAUGGACUGGAACAAAUACCACCAGGGAGUCGUGAUGACCGCGUCAGUUGAUAAGUCGGUCAAAUCGUGGGACCUCAGAAAUCCAGGCCGGCCAUUACAAGUCUUCCUUGGACACAAAUAUGCCGUACGGAAAGUAUCAUGCUCCCCACAUGAUGGCGGCAUGUUCCUAUCCGGAGGUUACGAUAUGAGUGUACGAUUAUGGCAAGCGGAUCAGCCGGGUGGGAUGCAGAAGGUUGGCGGAAACGAGAUAGGAAAGAUGGAUGCCCAUAGAGAGUUUGUCAUGGGAUUGGAUUGGAGCCUGUGGGGUAAAGGAUGGGCAGCGAGUACGGGUUGGGACGAACACGUGUACGUGUUCGACGUCAAUGGUCCUGCUGUACAGAAACGAUGAAUCGACAUGGAGUCCGAACAGACCGAUCGAGGAGUCGGGCGACGCUCCAGAAGGACUUCUCCGUUUACGGCAACCACACCCGACUACGGAGCAGUAAUUUUACAUGAGCCGCACGCGUUAAACGUGGUGUCUCCUCGAAUUGGGGCGCAUAUAUUGGACGAGCCAACCCAGACAGGCUGUAAUACCAGUCCAAGGAUAGCAAAUAGGAACUUCACGUCAGACAG
This is a messenger RNA of Saitoella complicata NRRL Y-17804, 1193 nucleotides long. Its product is annotated as putative peroxisome biosynthesis protein (Peroxine-7). Gene Ontology annotation, molecular function: protein binding. Lineage: Eukaryota; Fungi; Ascomycota; Saitoellomycetes; Saitoellales; Saitoellaceae. The transcript has 3 exons. Gene Ontology annotation, cellular component: peroxisomal matrix; cytosol. Gene Ontology annotation, biological process: protein import into peroxisome matrix. The record is from RefSeq and is a predicted model, not a curated record. Bases 1 to 969 code for a protein of 322 amino acids.